ACUGACUUUAUGAUUUUUCAUCCCUGCAGAUGGUAAGGAUGUUGGAUAUACUCGCUGAGUACUUAUCCCUUCGAGGAUUUCAAUUUCAGAGGCUUGAUGGCAGUACCAGGGCUGAUCUUCGUCAUCAGGCUAUGGAGCAUUUUAAUGCACCUGGAAGUGAUGAUUUUUGUUUUCUCCUUUCAACACGUGCUGGUGGUCUUGGUAUAAAUCUAGCUACUGCUGAUACUGUCAUAAUAUUUGAUUCAGACUGGAAUCCCCAAAAUGACUUGCAGGCGAUGAGUAGAGCUCACAGGAUUGGACAACAAGAAGUUGUGAAUAUAUAUCGAUUUGUUACUAGCAAAAGUGUAGAAGAAGAUAUCCUGGAGCGUGCAAAGAAAAAGAUGGUUCUUGAUCACCUGGUCAUUCAGAAGCUCAAUGCGGAAGGCAGGCUGGAGAAGAAAGAAACUAAGAAGGGCAAUUCAAUGUUUGAUAAGAAUGAGCUUUCUGCAAUAUUGAGAUUUGGGGCGGAGGAGUUGUUUAAGGAAGAAAAGAAUGAUGAAGAAAGCAAGGGGAGACUUGAGAGCAUGGAUAUUGAUGAAAUUCUUGAGAGAGCUGAGAAAGUUGAAACAAAGGCGGCAGAUGGUGAACCAGGAAGUGAAUUGUUAAGUGCUUUUAAGGUUGCUAAUUUCUGCAGUGCCGAAGAUGAUGGGACUUUUUGGAGCCGUUUGAUACAACCUGAAGCUGUAGAUCAUGAUGCAGCAUUAGCACCUCGUGCUGCAAGGACAACAAAGAGUUAUGCGGAAACUAACCAGCCAGAGAAAAGUACCAAGAGGAAGAAAAGGGGCCUUGAAUCCCAAGAUAACAGACCCCAAAGGCGUUCAACUAGAGCAACAGAUACCGCAGUCCAUUCUUUGCCAAUCAUUGAUGGUGCGUCUGCUCAAGUAAGAGGAUGGUCGUAUGGUAAUUUAUCAAAGAAAGAUGCAUCUCUUUUCGUUCGUGCGGUCAAAAGAUUUGGAAACCAAAGCCAAAUAAGCUUAAUAGUGUCAGAAGUUGGUGGUACAAUUGAAGCAGCACCCUAUGAUUCUCAGAUUGAGCUGUUUGAGUUGUUACUUGAGGGUUGCCAAGAAGCAAUUAGAGGAAAUGUUGAUAUGAAGGGGACUUUGUUGGAUUUUUUUGGUGUCUCUGUAAAAGCUCAUGAACUACUUAAUCGUGUGGAAGAACUACAACUUCUGGCAAAGCGCAUAAGCAGGUACCCUGAUCCAGUUUCCCAGUUUCGAUUGGUAACACAUCAUAAAAGUCCACAAUGGUCUAAAAGCUGUGGCUGGAAUCCUGUGGAUGAUUCUAGAUUGCUUCUUGGAAUAUACUACCAUGGAUUUGGAAAUUGGGAGAAGAUAAGGUUGGACUCUAGGCUUGGUCUUACAAGGAAGAUUGCUCCGGUAUCACUUGGGGAACGGGAAACAUUUUUGCCUCGAGCUCCAAACUUGGACAAUCGUGCUAGUGCAUUGCUGCAAAAGGAAUUUGCAAAUGUUAAUGGAAAGAACUCAAAAAGUAAAGGGCCUCGCAAAGUUGCCAAGUCUGAAGGGGAAAACAUAAUAAAACAAUCAAAUAGCCGAUUAAAGGAUAUGGCAUCAAAAACUGGUUCUCCUAAACUUAAUGCAAAGUCAAACAAAGAGCGUCUUCAUAAGCGUCAGAAGGUAGAACCUCGUGUGAAGGAAGAGGGUGAAAUAUCAGAAUCUGAGGAGCAGGAGAGAUAUCAGCAAUUUAAAGAAGAAAAGUGGAUGGAAUGGUGUGCAGAUGUCAUGGAAGAGGAGGAACAAACACUAAAUCGCUUAGAAAGGUUGCAGACUACUAGUUUAGAUCUUCCGAAAGAAAAGGUACUGUCUAGAAUUCGAAAGUAUUUGCAACUGAUAGGGAGAAAAAUUGACAGGAUUGUACAGCAACAUGAGGUUUCUUACAAACAAUCUAGAAUGGCAAUGAGGUUGUGGAACUAUGUAGCCACCUUCUCAAAUUUGUCUGGAGAAAGGCUUUGUGAGAUUUAUUCAAAACUCAAAGAGGAGAAAGCAGAAAUGGGUGCUGGACCCUCUCAUUCAAAUAUUUCUGCUGCUCUACCCACUGACAGAGAAAAUGAUUCAAAUCAGUUUUCAAACGUUGGUGAUUUCCGUAAUAAGCCAAGAUCACACCAGCUUCCAAAUCAAUCUUCAGACAUGCUUCUUAGAAAUCAGACGACAGGAAAGACAGGAUCAUGGAAGCGAUGGAGAAGAUCUAAAACAGAUGCGCAAGCUCUGCAACCCUCCUAUCAACACGCAGCCAUGGUCAAUGGGAAUCGGCCACAGGAGCCAAAUAAUUCAGCUGGAAUUCUUGGUUGGGGUCCAGCAGAACUGCGGCGAUUUGGGAAUGAAAGAUCAACCCGGGCACAUCCUGGUCGUUUUGCCCCUGGACAAGGACACAUAUAAGGACCUGAGUGGCCUGCAACCAUGUAAUAUGAUAAUUCUGCCUGAUGAGAAGGCGAAGCUGCUUUCAUCAAGGGGAAUGCCUCAUAGUUGCAUUGACUGAUUUGUUUCUGGAGGAAAUAAGAAGGUUUGCCGAUCCCUUUUUUUUUUUAAGGAUCUUACCGCUGCAGCUUGGAGGCUACAGUUCCUUGUCAUAGCAAUGCAUUACCUGUCAUGAAAAGGCAGCUUUCAGGUUGAAGUCUCUGCACCGUAACUGUAUGAUAUUGAGCAAAUCUUCAAACGAAAAGCUGCUGAAGGCCAAUGUGGUCAGCAAAAAUUUUGGCGGAGUGUUCAGUAAUUCAUACAGCAUCAGGAUAUUUUUGUUUUUAGGUGAAAUGUUCAGGAAAAUUUACUUCAGAUCAACUUGUAUCUACUCUUUGCACAUCCUUAUAUGCUUUUUCUAUUUGCACAUUGAAAUAUACAGUAGCUUUCAUAAUUUAUAAUUUUCAUCUUUUCUA
Molecule: messenger RNA, 2926 nt
Organism: Dioscorea cayenensis subsp. rotundata (Guinea yam)
Lineage: Eukaryota; Viridiplantae; Streptophyta; Magnoliopsida; Dioscoreales; Dioscoreaceae
Product: protein CHROMATIN REMODELING 5-like
Exons: 12
Coding region: 30-2432 (800 amino acids)
Biological process (GO): regulation of transcription by RNA polymerase II; nucleosome organization
Cellular component (GO): chromatin; nucleus
Molecular function (GO): chromatin binding; histone binding; DNA binding
Source: RefSeq, a predicted model, not a curated record